AUGGAAGAUGCAACUAAGACCCCAAGAGCAGCCCAGCCACGCAGCUGCUCCCCCGAGGCCGCCAGCGCAGGUCCCGGCACAGCGCCCGUUACCACUUGGGCCAAGACAACUGAUGUAAAUUUAUCCAGCUCCUUAAAUGGUUUGAGCUUCAUGGGAAUUCUGGACGCAAGAGUGAGCAGUGGUAUCCAGAGCCUUCAAAACUUGAACUCCGGGACCGCGAGAUCUCUGUCAUUGCCUGAGUAUCGGCCUGGCCAGCUGUCCAGUGUUUUAGAAGAUUGUCAUAGCCUUAAAUCAGUGGAUUCUGGUAUUCCAACUCUAGAAAUAGGAAAUCCAGAGCCUGUUCACUGCAGUGUGCUAACUGUGAAGAGAAAGCAGUCAGAACCUGAAAUUGUGCCUGACAGGGCUUUCCAGAGUGCAUGCACACUGCCGCCUUAUGUGCCUCCCCACUCUCUGACUGCUGAACAUGACCAUGCUGUGCGGAAAUCCUCCACUUUCCCGCGAACGGGGUAUGACACUGUCAAACUUUAUAGUCCAACCUCAAAAACUCUAAAUCGAAGUGAUGAUAUCUCUGUGUGUAGUGUUUCUAGUCUUAGCACGGACCUGUCAACAACUUUAUCAGUUAGCAAUGAAGACAUUUUAGACUUUGUGGUCACAAGCAGUUCAAGUGCAAUUGUGAAUCUUGAGACUGAUGAAGCACACUUCUCGGAUGUUACCUUGAAUUCCCCUAAAGAGACCAAGGAGCAGAGCCAGCAAGAAUCUUGUCAAGAGGCAGAUGUGGACAGUAGACGGAGAAGACUGGGACCUUUUACUAACUUCUUUGCCAGGAAUUUGUUUACCAGAAAGCAAAAUGCAAGAUUUGAUAAACAGAAUGAUGUGGGAUGGAAGUUGUUUGGAAAAGUACCUCUCAGAGAAAACUCACAGAAAGAUGCAAAGAAAAUACAAAAGGAAUAUGAAGAAAAAACUGGACGAGCUCACAGACCACUCUCUCCUAAACAGAAUGUGAGGAAGAAUCUUGAUUUUGAGCCACUUUCCACUACAGCACUUAUUUUAGAGGACAGACCAGCGAACCUGCCUGCAAAACCAGCAGAAGAAGCUCAGAAACACAGGCAACAGUACGAAGAAAUGGUGGUUCAAGCAAAAAAAAGAGAGCUUAAGGAAGCCCAGAAGAGAAAGAAACAACUGGAAGAGCGCUGUAAACUGGAAGACAGCAUCGGCAAUGCUGUUUUAACUUGGAACAAUGAAAUCUUGCCCAACUGGGAAACGAUGUGUUGUUCCCGAAAAGUUCGAGAGCUGUGGUGGCAGGGAAUCCCACCUAGUGUGAGAGGCAAAGUCUGGAGCUUGGCAAUUGGCAAUGAGCUAAACAUCACCCAUGAACUGUAUGAUAUUUGCUUGGCACGUGCCAAAGAGAAAUGGCGAUCACUUAGCACAGGAGGGUCGGAAGCAGAAUGUGAAGAUGCUGGAUUUUCUGCAGCUGACAGAGAAGCAAGCUUGGAGUUAAUAAAACUGGAUAUCUCAAGAACGUUUCCUAAUCUAUGUAUAUUCCAGCAGGGUGGUCCUUACCAUGACACAUUGCACAGUAUUUUAGGAGCCUAUACUUGUUACAGACCUGAUGUAGGCUAUGUACAGGGCAUGUCAUUCAUAGCAGCAGUAUUGAUCUUGAACUUGGAUACUGCAGAUGCCUUCAUUGCUUUUUCUAACCUUUUAAAUAAACCCUGUCAGAUGGCGUUUUUCCGUGUGGACCAUGGCCUUAUGUUGACUUACUUUGCUGCAUUUGAGGUAUUCUUUGAAGAAAAUCUGCCAAAGUUAUUUGCUCACUUCAAAAAAAACAACUUAACUCCAGACAUCUAUCUUAUAGAUUGGAUAUUCACUUUAUACAGCAAAUCUUUGCCACUAGACUUGGCAUGUCGUGUCUGGGAUGUGUUCUGCCGUGAUGGAGAAGAGUUCUUAUUCCGUACAGCCCUGGGAAUAUUAAAACUUUUUGAAGAUAUUUUGACCAAAAUGGACUUCAUUCAUAUAGCCCAGUUUUUAACAAAGCUACCAGAGGACUUGCCUUCAGAAGAAUUCUUCACAUCUAUUGCUACCAUUCAGAUGCAAAGUAGAAACAAAAAGUGGGCUCAGAUACUGGCAGCUCUGCAGAAAGAUAAUCGGGAGAUGGAAAAAGGAAGUCCUUCGCUGAAACGUUAGCCCUCUGCCUCCAGUGACUGGUGGGAAAUGAGCUAAAGUGGCAAAACUAUCAAGUACUGUUUGACAUGUAUGAGCCUGCAAAUCAAAGUGUUAUUUCAGAGUUUUGUUUAGUAGUAGGAUAACCUUAAAGGGGAGAGAGG
Chaetura pelagica (chimney swift) is the source of this 2324-nucleotide messenger RNA. RefSeq names its product TBC1 domain family, member 14 (gene TBC1D14). The transcript is spliced from 15 exons. The record is from RefSeq and is a predicted model, not a curated record. Lineage: Eukaryota; Metazoa; Chordata; Aves; Apodiformes; Apodidae. The coding region runs from base 1 to 2184 and encodes 727 amino acids.